Periophthalmus magnuspinnatus is the source of this 784-nucleotide messenger RNA. RefSeq names its product pancreatic progenitor cell differentiation and proliferation factor a (gene ppdpfa). NCBI's taxonomy places the organism in Eukaryota, Metazoa, Chordata, Actinopteri, Gobiiformes, Gobiidae. Gene Ontology annotation, biological process: multicellular organism development; cell differentiation. Bases 206 to 556 code for a protein of 116 amino acids. The record is from RefSeq and is a predicted model, not a curated record. The transcript is spliced from 5 exons.
CGAGAAGAGUCCAGCAGCGGGGCCAGUGUCCACACAUGGGACAGAGUCCAACCUAGUCCAAACCAACCUCCACCUCCGGCCUCCACCUCCGGCCUCCACCUCCGGUCAUCCGGUCAUCCGCACCUUCAACCCUCCAACUCCCCAGGUGAAGCAUCAGGUUUCCCCUUCUCCGUCUUUGCGCGGUGCGUGUCUCAGGUCGGACAAAAUGGCAGCCAUUCCAUCUGGAGGUUCCCUGAUCGCCACGCACGACUACUACAGACGACGUCUGGGCUCGAGUUCCAGCAGCAGCUCGUGUGGCAGUGCGGAGUACACAGGAGAGGUCAUUCCACACCACCCAGCGCUGCCCCGCCAGGACUCGGGACACUGGUGGACGUCCUUUUUCUUCGCGAAACCCGGGAUGCAGAACGGAUCGGACUCUCAGAAAAAUGGCUCGUACACAGUGGCCAACGGUCAGGUGACGUGUUUAGCCAGAGAAAUGGUUUUGAAGAGACAAGUCAGUGAGACGAGCGACGGCGGGAAGUCUGACCCUUCACCUCUGACCCCUCCGUCCUCAUAACCCUGACCUCACGACCUUUGCCCCCCUGCAGGUCACCGUGGCCUCGUAGUCCGGCCCCGGGGCUGGAGACGAGGAGCGCGGUGACGAUGACGUGGAGUAAAGAGUUUUUUUUCUUGAACUUCUGUGUAUAGUGUUUUGUAAAUCGACCAAAAUGUGUAAAAAUAGAAUGUGACAUAUUUUUUCAUAGACGAGUGUGAAUAUCUCCAAAUAAAACAUGAAAACGCUUUU